AUGUCGUGUUUCCGCCGCCAUCCCCCGUGGACGCCGCCGGCCGCCGCGAGCUCCCACCGGCCCCAGCCCGCGCCACCAGCGGCCUGCCAGCCGCCUCUGGAGGCGCCAGCAGCCCUUUGCCGCCGUCCCGAGUGUGUGGGCUCGGUGGGUCGAAGCCGGAACCACCACAGGGACCCCGGCGUCCGCCGAUGCCGCCGAGGCCGCCUCGUGCCGCUGUCACCCCCAGCCGCCACUGCCACGGCNGCCGUUUCCCGACGGCCGCGGAGGUCUCCGCCGACCGUCCGGCGACCACCGCGCCCGACCCCGGCCACUAUCGAGCGCCGCCGGCCGCCGCAGGAGCCCUCUGCCGCCGCCUUUGUGCUGUACGGGCCGAACGCGGGCCGCCUUCACUCCCGGGCAUCGCCGCCACCCACCGACGCAAGCUCGGCCACCGCCUCGACCGCCGGCAUCGUCCCCGACCGGCCCCGACCAGCCCCGGCCGCCGCGUCGCCGCCGGCAACUGUUGGAAAGCACCAAACCGCAAGGGAGUUGGCGGCUCCGUACGCCGUCGCCGCACCUCCGGCCGCCCUGCGCCGCCUGACGUGGAGUGCCUCGGAGCCCCACCACCUGCUGCACCCCUCCCCGGCCGGACCGCCUGCCGGAAUACCGCCGGCGGCCAACCCUAGUUCCCCCCUCACU
Messenger RNA from Ananas comosus (pineapple), 678 nucleotides. RefSeq names its product proline-rich protein 36-like. The annotation marks the transcript as partial. Lineage: Eukaryota; Viridiplantae; Streptophyta; Magnoliopsida; Poales; Bromeliaceae. The record is from RefSeq and is a predicted model, not a curated record. The transcript has a single exon.